Molecule: messenger RNA, 936 nt
Organism: Melampsora larici-populina 98AG31
Lineage: Eukaryota; Fungi; Basidiomycota; Pucciniomycetes; Pucciniales; Melampsoraceae
Exons: 2
Coding region: 1-936 (311 amino acids)
Source: RefSeq, a predicted model, not a curated record
AUGUCUAGCAGAGAAGAUACCUCUGAAGAUAGCUUACUACCUACACCAGCUUCCACCCCAGCUCCAGAAAACGAGUUUGAAGAAACAGACGCCGAAAGUGAUACAGAAGGCAACAACGAAGAUACAUCUUCAGAAUCUUUCCAUUCCACCCACACUUUAGUCCCAAACAAUCCUUCUCCCGCGUUAAUCAUGGCCAAUAAUCAGGCUACCGAUUACGAGACUCCUGCUCAGCGCCAGUCGAUCAGAGUUAAUGGUAUUCUUUCCAAAAUUACCAUCAACAUAAAGCUUGAUGCUACCAAUUACGCACCUUGGUCCGACAGUAUUCGAUUCGGGCUAGGAGCUGCAGCAUCAUACGAUGAAUACCUCGACUCGGAAUCAGCUCAUUCUGAUGGUGUUGAUCCCAGCGUGCACCUAGCUACCAAGAAGAGCAUAUUUCAUUGGUUACUCGCCAAUAUGGAACAGACUCAGUCCACUUGGUUCAUCUCGAUGAUAUCCACUUUCGAAAACGGUGUCAAGAAAACCCCAACAUCUCCAAUGAUACUUUGGAAGUCCAUUCGCGAUUAUCACAUCAGUAACUCUGAAUCUGUCAAGCUUAUGUUAAGAAGCGAAAUCACCGACCUUUCCCAAGGAUCGACCAAAGACCUACUCGAGUACAUUGACAUGUUUCGAGCUAAGGUUGAUGCUUACUUGGGUGCAAACGGUGAAAUGUCUGAGGAAGAGCAAGCUCGUCAAUUCGUUAGAUCUCUUAACAGAGAGUGGGCAGAGAAAGGAUGCGACUUACUUGAUGCUGGUCACGUCAAAUUCAGAGAUCUCGAGAUUGAAUUGAAGAAAACCUAUCAAACUCGAAAGAUGUUCAACUCAGGAAGACAGCAAUCUAGUCGUCAAGAAUCGAUGCAUUGGCCGAGAUCACCCGACAAAGCCACACGAUCCAUCUGA